Messenger RNA from Pararge aegeria (speckled wood butterfly), 683 nucleotides. It is a transcript of the gene gdl, whose product is annotated as gonadal protein gdl. The transcript is spliced from 4 exons. Lineage: Eukaryota; Metazoa; Arthropoda; Insecta; Lepidoptera; Nymphalidae. The coding region runs from base 134 to 655 and encodes 173 amino acids. The record is from RefSeq and is a predicted model, not a curated record.
CUUCUAAGUCAGAAUUUCGGAAGUCUGACAGAUGAAGUCAAGUGAUUAAAUUUGUCACCUGUAUUUGAGAAAUUUAAAUUCGGCUUAUAUAUUCUACAUACACCUUUAUAUAUUCUAAAUUACCAAAGACAAAAUGGAAGCAGUUGAACAUACACCUGAAUCCUUGCAGAGAAAACUUUAUUUUUUAUUAGAACAACUGCAAGAUAUGGCCCGUGAGUUGUCACCAAAAUAUCAAAUGAGAGUGCCCAUUGAACUUUUAUCAGGACUUGCAAAUUGUCUCUUGAACGACACAGUAUUUGAAAUAGUGAAGGGAUUAAUGGAAAUACAACAUGUAACAGAAAAACACUUAUUUCAACAAAGACUGCAAAUAAUAAACAAUCAUGCUGUGGAAAUACAAGAAAUGGUUAACACAACACCAAUUCCAGAGCAACUAGAACUUAAAAGAAAUAUUUUGCUAAGAAGACACAAGGAAGAACUGAAGCAGACUGAUAUGAAAUUAGUUAUCCAGUUAGAUCAGAAAGUCAAUGACCAACAAGACACUUUAGAAAAAGCAGGAGUCCCAGGAUUUUAUGUUACAAAUAAGCAAAUAGAAAUAAAAGUGCAGAUGUACCUUUUAGACUUUAUAUUAAGACUGAGCAAAAUGGAUAUAGCAUAAGACUAAAUAUAAAUAUUACCUACUUUAA